UUAGUGAUGUGAAUAAUACCUUUACAACUUUUACAUUUACUUAUAGUUUAUAGAAUUUAAAAUAUCUUGCAGAUGAGAUGCGUAUCAUCCGUCCGACCAAACCGACAUCUAUCAUGAACGGUAUAAACUGCAACCUGUCCUACUCCUGUGCUCAGAGAUAUUACAAGUUAUAUCCAGUUUGCUUUUAAACCUGUAGUUCAUAGUAACAGUUUAUAUACAACCUAACAAGCAUAGAGUGCCUAAAUCUUUAGUUCGAACUAAGACACCACCAGGUGAUAAUACAAUAUACAGGAUACAGUAUGAGUGAUUUCUCUUCUCAUGGAGAACUUAUCACUUCUCUCGGCUCUACUGUUUUAAUCUCAUCAGUUGGACUUAUUUCCUUUCUCCUCCUCUUCAGACAAUGGAUGAAAGGACCAGUGUGUGAGAGUAGGGUGAGAUUGGAUGGAAAAAUUGCAGUGAUUACCGGAGCUAACACUGGUAUAGGGAAAUACAGUGCCUGGGAUCUAAGUAGAAGAGGAGCUAAGGUUCUUCUACUAUGUCGGAGUAAGGAGAAGGGAGAACAGGCUGCUCAAGAGAUAAGAACGGAUACUAAAGGAGAUGUGAGCGUAAAGAUAUUAGAUCUCUCCAGCCUAGAAAGCGUGCGUGAAUGCGCGGAAGAACUUCUUGUUUCCUUGGAUAAGAUAGAUAUAUUGCUUAAUAAUGCAGGAAUCAUGGUUUGUCCUCAGAUGAAAACCAAGGAUGGGUUUGAGAUGCAGCUUGGUACCAACCAUCUUGGACACUUUCUUCUGACCAACCUUCUCGUACCUUUACUGUUGAAAGGUGCACCUGGAGCUAGAAUUGUUAAUGUAAGCGCACUAGCUCAUAUUCGAGGAAAAAUGAACUUUGACGAUUUGUUUUUUGAGAAAAAUCCAUAUUAUCCAAUUGCGGCAUAUGCACAAUCCAAGCUUGCCAACAUUUUGUUUACCACAGAGCUAGCCAGGCGAUUAAAGGGAUCCGGAGUAAAUACUUACUCCCUUCAUCCCGGAGUAAUCCAAACCGACCUUGGCAGGCAUGUUCCAGAUAGUCUCGGCUCUGUUGUUGGGUUUAUCUUCAAACUUGGUCGACCGUUGUUGAAAACUGCUGAGAAUGGUUCGCAGACCAGUAUAUUCUGCUGUGUAGAGGAGAGUAUAGGACAGCAGAGUGGAUUGUACUAUAGUGAUUGUAGAGUGGAAACUACGUCAAAGGAAGCGCAGAGUACGGAAGACGCCAGCAAACUCUGGGAUAUCAGUGAGAAAUUAACUAAACUUAAACAAGCCUAAGUCGGCAAUAAAUCUCACAAAUCGUGCUGAUAUAUUAGUUAUUUUAUAAUAAAAUUGUAAAAUUAUGAAAAAUUUAAAGAUGAAGAUGAGGGAAGACAAGAAGCAUAACUAAUCCUAUAGA
Messenger RNA from Eurytemora carolleeae, 1419 nucleotides. Its product is annotated as retinol dehydrogenase 12. Bases 300 to 1298 code for a protein of 332 amino acids. The record is from RefSeq and is a predicted model, not a curated record. Lineage: Eukaryota; Metazoa; Arthropoda; Copepoda; Calanoida; Temoridae. The transcript has a single exon.